Trypanosoma cruzi is the source of this 981-nucleotide messenger RNA. Its product is annotated as mucin-associated surface protein (MASP), putative. The coding region runs from base 1 to 981 and encodes 326 amino acids. NCBI's taxonomy places the organism in Eukaryota, Euglenozoa, Kinetoplastea, Trypanosomatida, Trypanosomatidae. The record is from RefSeq and is a predicted model, not a curated record. The transcript has a single exon.
AUGAUGAUGACUGGCCGUGUGCUGCUGGUGUGUGCCCUCUGCGUGCUGUGGUGCGGUGCCGGCGGGAUUGUGGCCGAUGAUGCUGUUCCUGCUGAAUUGGAAAAAGAAAAUAAAUCCGAGAGUUUAAAAGAUGAUCCUUCAGUUGAUAAAACAGAUACACAUGAACCACAAGAAGGAAUGAUUGCAACUCAACAAAACGGUUUGGCCCUAAAAUCUACAACAAACCCUCUCGAAUUGGAAGAAGAUAUGGAUGAGGAUGAAGAAAAGGAAGAUGGAAAAGGAAAAGGAAAGGCUGAAAAGGACACAAGAAGUACGGAGCAAACAGAGACACAAAAAAGUUUAACGAAAGAUGGAGAAACAUCGAAAUUAACAUCGGCACCAGGAACACCGUCAACACCGAUUCCACCGGAAAGAGAGGGACAAGAAACCCCGUCAGAAACUCCACCAGGUCCACCAACAAAUGGAAAACCAGCAGAAGAAACAGGCCCACCAGCAUUAACAGGCUCGCAGAAUGCAGCUGAGACAACAAGCACGACGUCACCGUCCCACAGUAAAACGGCGCCUGAAGCAGCAGAAACACCUUCAGGAAAUGGUGAGCCAAACCAGCACAGAGAAGACGCAGAAACACCAGACUCGAUGAAGGAUGGACCUACAAGUCUUCCAGCGGAAACAGCAGUAUCAUCUGUAUCUAAAAGCGGCAUUGGUGGAACCCAGAAAAGGGAGGACAAGGUUGACGACAGUGAUCAACGGCCUAACACCAAAGAACCACAAGACGGAAUCGAAGAUGGUAAUACCAACGUUGCUCCUACAUUCAGUGAGACUGCACAAAAAACACCAGAAACAAUCACCGUCGCCAAAACAAAUGACACGACGACAACUGGCGACAGUGACGGCAGCACCGCGGUCUCCCACACCACCUCCCCUCUUUUGCUUCUUCUUGUUGUUGCGGCUGCGGCUGCGGCUGCGGUGGUGGCCGCGUGA